This is a messenger RNA of Ailuropoda melanoleuca (giant panda), 490 nucleotides long. It is a transcript of the gene SNRPG, whose product is annotated as small nuclear ribonucleoprotein polypeptide G. Gene Ontology annotation, cellular component: U2 snRNP; U2-type prespliceosome; catalytic step 2 spliceosome. Gene Ontology annotation, biological process: mRNA splicing, via spliceosome; spliceosomal snRNP assembly. Gene Ontology annotation, molecular function: RNA binding. The record is from RefSeq and is a predicted model, not a curated record. The coding region runs from base 116 to 346 and encodes 76 amino acids. The transcript has 4 exons. NCBI's taxonomy places the organism in Eukaryota, Metazoa, Chordata, Mammalia, Carnivora, Ursidae.
UUGAUUGGCUGACGGGAUCGGUGACGUCAGACGCGAAACGCCGGGCCUACCGCGGGAGCGUGAGGGCACUACGGAUUCCAUUCGGAGGCAUCUUUGAGCUCGCCGAGUAGACACCAUGAGCAAAGCUCACCCUCCCGAGUUGAAAAAAUUUAUGGACAAGAAAUUAUCAUUGAAAUUAAAUGGUGGCAGACAUGUCCAAGGAAUAUUGCGGGGGUUCGAUCCGUUUAUGAAUCUUGUGAUAGAUGAAUGUGUGGAGAUGGCAACUAGUGGGCAACAGAACAAUAUUGGAAUGGUGGUAAUACGAGGCAAUAGUAUCAUCAUGUUAGAAGCCUUGGAACGAGUAUAAACAAUGGGUGUGUUCAUGAGAAGAAAUCAACUGCUUCCACGUGUUCCCUCUCCAUAGUACCUGUUUUACAACAAUAUAAAAAUCAGGUCCUGUGCAUUUUCAUAUUGAACUUUUUUGUUAAAUAAACUUUUAUAAUAGUCAAAA